Messenger RNA from Schizophyllum commune H4-8, 1017 nucleotides. RefSeq lists its product as uncharacterized. NCBI's taxonomy places the organism in Eukaryota, Fungi, Basidiomycota, Agaricomycetes, Agaricales, Schizophyllaceae. The record is from RefSeq and is a predicted model, not a curated record. The coding region runs from base 181 to 1017 and encodes 278 amino acids. The transcript is spliced from 3 exons.
GCGACUUCGACCUCUACCAGCCUUCAUCCACAGCCUCCGACACCGCAGUGGCCCCUGACAGCUACGAAUCCCCCUCUGCAGUCAUACGCUCGGCCUCGGCAUCCUGAAGUGAAUGCCUCCCCCCGUAUUGCCCCUUCCCCGUCUUCUCUCCAGCAACGUCGCCAUCACGAGCCACCUCCGAUGAACUCACAACAAUACAGCCCGUCGUACGCGCACGGAGCGCCUGAACAACCCUCCUAUCCCUGCCCUUCGCGUCAUGACCACUCUCUGCACCCUCCGUCCGGAUCGCCCGCGUCACCCAUAGCUUCACGCCAGCGACACCCUCCAGUGCGACCUAUCGGGACACAAUCCAUUGAACCGAGCCAUUCCCUUACACCUGCGCAAGGCAGGCCGUACUCCGCGGCGUCAUAUACCACCUUCAGCGAACGUUCUACACACGGUCAUGCUCGCGAGCGCUGGCAGCCCGCGGACCCAUCGGUUCUGCUUCACACUCCUCGAGCCCAGGACUAUCGCAAUUCUAUCGCAACAUCAACAGCUUCUACAAUCAUCCCUCCCAGGCGCCCCGCGCAGGUCUCGUCGAGCCUCACCCUACCACCAGCGCAGUCGCCAUAUGGGAUCUACCAAGAGUUCACGCCACCGCUGAACAUCGCACUGGACCCAGGUCAGAUGAGGCUGGCAGCUCCUUGCGCCAAUCUCGACCGCAAUGUCAUCUGCUGGGUAGGUCGCGUCCUCGCACCUGGGAUCGUGCAUAUCAGUGCGGAUGGGAGGUCAACAAUUGCUCGACUUGCUCGGGUCAAGGCAGGACGUGCAUUCAACGCAUCUUUUGGCGGGCCCGCCAAAAUGAUCCCGGAUGAGCCCAGCCGGCCUGCGGCCAUACCGAGGCACGAGGUGUACCAUAUGGUCGCAGCCGAGCUGGUUCACGAGCCUAGGGAAUGGUGGACCCACACCCGCCAGAUCUCGCCUCCGUGCGGGGAACCGGCCGCGUCAAGUGCUCUCCGAGCGAAUGAAGAUCGCUGA